AUGGCAUCCUACCCUUGCUCAGCGUGUAGCUGGACCCAUGAACGCCAAAAGCAUUGCAACUACGAAAGCCAUGUCAAACUGUUCUAUGAAGCCGGUGACCGUGGCGUCUGGUCGUUGGGUUCGAACUUGAUUCUCAAAGACCGAGGAGCUAGCCUCCCGACGUCUGAAGUGCCGAACAUUCUCUUUAUCCAGGAAACGACAUCUAUCCCUGUUCCCACUGUGGUCGAAUCAUGGGAGGAAGGCCAACACACUCUGAUCCUUAUGAAACGGAUCCCCGGGGAGCCUCUCAGCAGAGUUUGGCACAACCUUUCUGCCGAUGAAAAAGAAAGCAUAGCCAAGCAAACAGCUGAGUAUCUGGCGCAGCUUCGCAAGCUACAGUCCGAUCGGAUUCAAGCGCUUGGUGGCUGUCCCGUCUAUUCCAACUUUCUGUUCAAACAUCAACGCUCCGAGGUACCCCACGGUCCUCUAGCUUCUGAUGACGAGCUCUGGGCUGACAUGGAGCGUGGACUGGGAGAGAGUAUACCCGAGGCUGUGCGGAUACGACUCCGAGAGCGCAUGCCGUCUGCUGCGCCCUACACAUUUACCCACGGCGACCUCACUAACGUAAAUAUCAUGGUUGAGAGCGGAUCUGUCACCGGUAUCAUUGACUGGGAGAUGUCCGGAUACUUUCCGGUAUGGUGGGAGUAUGUUUGCACCUCGGUCGCCGAUAGUGAGGAAGACAGAGAGUGGAAGUCUUUGUUGAGAAAACAUAUGCCCGAUCAUAGUGCUGCUCGUGAGUUCUGGCUGGAUUAUUACUAUCUCUGCAGGGAUCCAGGCAGUGGAAGGGCGAUGAAGGUCAUCGAGGAAACAUGUACGGAAUAG
Messenger RNA from Aspergillus mulundensis, 861 nucleotides. RefSeq lists its product as uncharacterized. The transcript has a single exon. NCBI's taxonomy places the organism in Eukaryota, Fungi, Ascomycota, Eurotiomycetes, Eurotiales, Aspergillaceae. Bases 1 to 861 code for a protein of 286 amino acids. The record is from RefSeq and is a predicted model, not a curated record.